AUGCCCGCUCCCGGCGACCAGCACACUUAUGUUGUCAAUCCCUUUGCUGAACCUCAACAACGGAUAUCUGAGUACACGGCCCAAGAGAUUGCAACCCUACAGAGCCGGCUCGAUAAGCAACUUGGUCCCGAAUACAUAUCGACACGCGCCGGCCCUGGUGGACAAAAGGUACACUACAUUACCGCUGAAAAGUGCAUCACUCUUGCCAAUGAGGUUUUUGGCUUUAAUGGGUGGUCCUCGAGCAUUCAGAACAUCCAGGUCGACUUCGUAGAUGAGGAUCCAAAGACGUUGAGGAUCAGUUUGGGCCUAUCUGUCAUCGUGCGUGUCACUCUGCGUGAUGGGACAUACCAUGAAGACCUGGGGUACGGCCACAUCGAGAACUGCAAGGGAAAGGCGACUGCAUUCGAAAAGGCCAAAAAAGAAGGCACCACGGAUGCUCUCAAGCGGGCACUACGGCACUUUGGCAAUGUCCUGGGCAAUUGCAUCUACGACAAGUCGUACCUGGAGAAGGUUACAAGGAUGAAAGUACAACCAGCUAAGUUCGAUGAGAGCAAUCUGCAUCGUCACCCAGAUUAUGUAAAAAAGGGGCCUGUCGAGCCAGAGCCCCCGAAGGCAACGGAGAACAAUGGUCCACUCCAGCCUGCUCAAUUGGUGGCCGAGGAUGCAUUCGAUGAUGACUUUCUCGGAGAGUUGGAUGAGGCCGAUUUUAACAUCACCGAUGACGGUCAUCCCGACUGGGUCGUUUUGCCGAACACAAAUUCAGCUGCCGAUACAUCCCAAUUCAACGGCGCCAGUAACGCAAAAAGUGAGCCAAUCGCCAACAACGCGACAAACCAACCGGCUCAACCUCUUACGCGGUCAGGGUCAGCAGGCAAUCUGCCGCGGCAACAGCCACCACACACACCCAUACAACAGCAACCACGACCACAACACCCGAAUGCCUUCCCGGGAGUUGGACAGAAUCGUGGGCCUGCAGGACCUCCACGGCCACAGCAGCACUUCGCCCAGCAACAGUUCAAUCAGAAUAGACCAUCUGCUCCCGGAAAUGGAACUGCCAACAAUCAAAAACCGGCCAAUCAUACUGCACCAGCUCCUCCACCUGGACCUCCCCCGGCGGUAGCACCACCUUCUGAUGAAGCACCCGGGUUCUUCUCAGCAAAAGCCUUGAAAGACAUUCCUGAGGAAGCCGUUAUUAGCGGAAUUUUGGCUCCGAAGGAAGGCCAAGCAUUCAAUCCUUACUUCGACAGUCCGUCUAUUCCAAAAACCCCCGGCAUAGAUCACACAAAAUCGAAACCUGUAUCCAAGUUGGGAACGCAUGUUGCCCCGAAGAGAAAGUAUACUGACGAGGAACUGGAUGAAGCUCAGGAUGCCAGGUCUGGGACCGAGACCAAGCCCGGCCCAAAUGGAGUCGCGAGUAAUAAAUCAGGGGGGCCAGGGGGGCCACCACAACAAGCACGUCCACCAAAUCAAUUUCAGUCAGGGGUAGGACGCCCUCCAGUGUCUCGCGUCCCUCCCAAUAUUGUCCACCCGCAUAUGGAGCAGGCAAGGAAGAUAGGUGCGCCGCAAGCCUCUCAGAGCCCGCUGGCCAACCGUUCACAGUUCCGGCCACCAACGAAAAAAAAUCCUGAUGGGACAUCAGCUGGCAUCAACGGAGCUGGGAGCGGUAACGGAGCAGGUGGAGGGGGAGGGGGAGCUGGUGGAAGAAUGUCACCGGGUGAUACGGCCAAUGCUGGUACAGAGGUGAAGAGCGAGGGGCCAGACUCGAAGAGGUUGAAGACCUCUUAG
Molecule: messenger RNA, 1785 nt
Organism: Thermochaetoides thermophila DSM 1495
Lineage: Eukaryota; Fungi; Ascomycota; Sordariomycetes; Sordariales; Chaetomiaceae
Product: putative DNA repair and recombination protein
Exons: 2
Coding region: 1-1785 (594 amino acids)
Biological process (GO): double-strand break repair via homologous recombination; mitotic recombination; DNA recombinase assembly
Cellular component (GO): nucleus
Source: RefSeq, a predicted model, not a curated record